Messenger RNA from Lodderomyces margitis, 453 nucleotides. RefSeq names its product ribonuclease P/MRP protein subunit. Gene Ontology annotation, cellular component: nucleolar ribonuclease P complex; ribonuclease MRP complex. NCBI's taxonomy places the organism in Eukaryota, Fungi, Ascomycota, Pichiomycetes, Serinales, Debaryomycetaceae. The record is from RefSeq and is a predicted model, not a curated record. Gene Ontology annotation, molecular function: RNA binding. Gene Ontology annotation, biological process: nuclear-transcribed mRNA catabolic process, RNase MRP-dependent; rRNA processing; intronic box C/D snoRNA processing. The transcript has a single exon. The coding region runs from base 1 to 453 and encodes 150 amino acids.
AUGGCUAAGCGGAUACAGGGCAAACAUAUCAAACAUAGUGCUCAGACGACACGGUUAACUGAAACUCAAUUUAAUUCAACUUUUCUCGUCAAAUCAUCAACGCCAUUCAUCUCAGCCAUCAAACGAAUUAAUAAACAAUUGACCAAAUUUGCCAAACAACAAGGAAGCCAGCGUAAAUUCCAAAAUGAUCAGUAUAAGAAAGUCAAAUACAUUGCCGUAAAAGGAAUGGGAAGGACUAUUGAAAAGACAUUGAAAUUGGCUAUGCAUUUUCAACUGCAAGGAUAUAAAGUGGAUAUAUUGACUGGAAGUGUACAAGUAUUGGAUGAAUUUGAGAAAAGAGUGGAGCUGUUUAAUCCUGAUUCUAUUCUUGCUGCUGAAAUGGAUUAUGAGACUGAGUAUAAGAAGCGUAUGGUUAGUUCAGUGGAAGCAAGAGUGUGGUUACAAAGAGAGUAG